Molecule: messenger RNA, 2794 nt
Organism: Sander lucioperca (pikeperch)
Lineage: Eukaryota; Metazoa; Chordata; Actinopteri; Perciformes; Percidae
Product: protocadherin gamma-A5-like
Exons: 1
Coding region: 201-2705 (834 amino acids)
Biological process (GO): homophilic cell-cell adhesion
Cellular component (GO): plasma membrane
Molecular function (GO): calcium ion binding
Source: RefSeq, a predicted model, not a curated record
UUGGUCUUUUAAACACAUGUGAAGCUUUUGAACUGCAGCUACACCUCCAGCAUUCCUCUUAGUGUAUCGCGGAGAGCAGGACAUUCGGUCUUCAUUUUUACCAAUGAUUUUUAUACUAAUGUAUUUGUUGUCACACUGUGGAUUAUAAACACCAGCAGGACGAUACGGGGUAAUAGGUCGGCUUUUUGCAACAUACUUUUAUGUGGAGUAGGUUGGAUUGCUUCGGGAAUAUGCCUUUUAUCAGCAGUGAACCCACGAUUACAUGGCAAGUACGGGCCUUCAUCCUUGUUUUUCUCAUUGACGCGACUGUCUGUCAGAUACGCUACUCUGUCCCAGAGGAGAUGAGAAAGGGAUCUUUUGUAGGAAAUGUGGCUGAAGAUUUAGGUAUCGACGCUAAAAGACUGAUAUCAGGCGGUGCCCGAAUUGUGAGCAGCGAUAGCAGCGAGUAUAUUAGGCUCGAUGCAGACAAAGGGAUUCUUGUCGUGGGAGAAAGAAUAGAUAGAGAGCAGCUCUGUGGGCAGACAGCGCCCUGUAGCUUGAAUUUCGAAAUGAUUAUGAUGAAUCCAAUGCAACUACAUAGCGUUGUAGUAGAAGUGUUGGAUGUUAAUGAUAAUGCACCCGUGUUUCAUGAGAAAGAAGUGCGUGUUGAAAUACUAGAAUCUGCGCUUCCAGGAACCGAAAUAUUGCAAGAGAGUGCCACAGACCCUGAUGUUGGCAUCAACGCUUUACACGGCUAUACCUUACACCCAACAACACAUUUCAAUAUUAAGGUCUUGUCCAGCCCAAAUGGUCAUAAAUAUGCACAGUUGUAUCUUUCUAAUGCUUUAGACCGUGAGAAACAGGAAAAUAUGCUUCUCACGCUAACGGCUGUCGACGGUGGUGAACCACAAAGAUCAGGGACACUAAAAAUACAUGUAACUGUCCGAGACACAAAUGACAAUGCUCCGGUUUUUACGCAAUCAAAUGUCAAGGCGUCUGUUAAAGAAAAUGUUGCAAAAGGAACCUUAGUCGUGAGCUUAAGCGCAACAGAUGCAGAUGAAGGGAUGAAUGGCCGUGUCACAUACCACUUUAAUCGCAUGUCUAGUAAUGUUGCUGGACUAUUUCAUCUGGAUGAAAACAGCGGCGAUUUAACUGUAAACGGCAUGAUUGAUUAUGAAGAGAAUAAAAUAUAUGAGAUUGGUGUGCAGGCAAAAGAUCAAGGUGGACAGAGCACAUCAACAAAUGUAAUAAUUGAGGUGACGGAUGUAAAUGACAAUGCACCUGUAAUAACACUAACCUCGUUUUCUAGUGCCGUCGCUGAGGAUUCUCCCAGUGGGACUACUGUUGCUAUCAUAAACGUUAAAGAUCUUGAUUCAGGCAAAAAUGGAAAAGUAGAAUGUUCCGUAAACGGCAGUAUCCCUUUUGCAAUCCACUCCUCUCUGAAGAAUUAUUAUACUCUGGUAACAAACGGUGUCCUUGACAGAGAACGUAAUCCCGAAUACAAUAUAACUUUCACGGCUAUGGAUGAAGGUAGCCCACCACUCUCCACUGACAAGACAAUAACACUUCGUGUAUCCGACGUCAAUGAUAAUGCCCCCGUAUUUGAACAGAAUUAUUACGAAGCUAAUAUCAUGGAGAAUAACUCCCCAGGAUUGUCUGUGUUUUCUGUGAAAGCACACGACUCUGACUCAGGUCAAAACGCACGAGUGUCUUACCUGCUUAUUGAUACUCAGUUAAAUGGUAACCCCAUAUCCACUUACAUAUCUGUUAACGCAGAAAGUGGAGUUAUACAGGCAGUUCGGUCAUUUGACUAUGAGCAAAUUAAAACUCUAAAUAUUUUUGUGAAAGGCCAAGAUGGGGGUUCCCCGCCUUUAAGCAGCAAUGCCACUGUUAAAUUAAAUAUUCAAGAUCAGAACGACAACCCUCCUCAGGUUCUGUACCCAGUCCAGACUGGAGGCUCUCUGGUGGCUGAAAUGGUGCCUCGUUCAGCAGAUGUGGGCUAUCUGGUCACUAAAGUGGUGGCUGUUGAUGUGGACUCUGGACAGAAUGCCUGGCUCUCCUAUAAACUGCAGAAAGCCACAGACAGGGCGCUGUUUGAAGUGGGCUUACAGAAUGGAGAAAUAAGAACUAUCCGCCAAGUCACUGAUAAAGAUGCUGUGAAACAAAGACUGACUGUUAUAGUGGAGGACAACGGGCAGCCCUCUCGUUCAGCUACAGUCAUUGUUAACGUGGCGGUGGCGGACAGCUUCCCGGAAGUGCUGUCUGAGUUCACUGACUUUACACACGACAAGGAGUACAAUGACAACCUGACUUUUUACUUAGUGUUGGCUUUGGCUGUAGUUUCCUUCCUCUUCAUCACGUGUUUAGUGGUUAUUAUAUCAGUGAAAAUCUACAGAUGGAGACAGUCUCGCAUCCUAUAUCACUCCAAUCUCCCUGUGAUUCCAUAUUAUCCACCACGUUACUCAGAUACUUUGGGGACAGGGACUCUCCAACACGUGUACAAUUACGAGGUGUGCAGGACGACUGACUCCAGAAAGAGUGACUGUAAGUUCGGCAGAGCUGGUAGUCAGAACGUGCUGAUAAUGGACCCCAGUUCUACAGGGACGAUGCAGCGGAUACAGAGUGAGAAGAACAUCCUGGAUGAACCAGACUCUCCUCUAGAGGUGAGGCCUUUGACAUAUCCAUCACUUGUUAUUAUGUUUGUGCUUUCUCAGGGGUCUUACUAAAGAGUUGAUGCCCUUCGGUCUCAUGUCAAUUUGGUAACCCAUGAGGCAUUUUCAGAACCACAACUCGUGGACAGCUCCACUGACUUGAA